Messenger RNA from Rhinopithecus roxellana (golden snub-nosed monkey), 3301 nucleotides. RefSeq names its product dual oxidase maturation factor 1 (gene DUOXA1). Lineage: Eukaryota; Metazoa; Chordata; Mammalia; Primates; Cercopithecidae. Gene Ontology annotation, cellular component: endoplasmic reticulum membrane. Gene Ontology annotation, biological process: protein transport. The transcript has 9 exons. Bases 535 to 1566 code for a protein of 343 amino acids. The record is from RefSeq and is a predicted model, not a curated record.
CUCAGCCAUAGGGCGGGGCUCAGUGAGGCGGGAUGGAGGCUGGCGCCGGGGAACCCGCGGAGGUGCUUCCAGGGGACCACAGCGCGCGAGACCAGGCCAGGCGUCAAAGCAAGUCACCCAUCCGAUCCAAACCCCUCUAAGAGCCUGGGGUCACGUGUCCCUCCGGGGAUCCUCGUGAGAUCUCGGGGGUCCCACCGCCCUGCGAGCCGCGCCCGCGCCCCGCCAGACCCGGAACUGCAUCUCUAGGCCGGGAGAGGGAGGCGGCGCCGCAGAGCCUCGGUGCAGUCUGAGAAGUUUGGGAGUGACUUGAAGAGUGACUGGAAGCACCCCAGACCCGGUUUGUCCGGUCACAGCCGGGUCCUUACGUGAGUUAGGAGAGGAGUGGGGGUCGGACAGGAGCCCCCACUGAGAGUAAGGUCGUGUGUUUGUUCACAGAACGUCGGGACCUGGUUCCCUCUUUACUCACAUCCCCGGGGGCGCUUCGAGUGAGGUUCCACGGGAGAAGCAUCGCCUCCCCUGCACAACCUCACCAAGAUGGCUGCUUUGGGACACACGUUCCCCUUCUAUGCUGGCCCCAAGCCAACCUUCCCAAUGGACGCCACUUCGGCCACCAUCAUCAUGAUCUUUCUGACUGCACUGGCCACUUUCAUCGUCAUCCUGCCUGGCAUUCGGGGAAAGACGAGGCUGUUCUGGCUGCUGCGGGUGGUGACCGGCUUAUUCAUCGGGGCUGCGAUCCUGGCUGUGAAUUUCAGUUCUGAGUGGUCUGUGGGCCAGGUCAGCACCAACACAUCAUACAAGGCCUUCAGUUCUGCGUGGAUCAGCGCUGAUAUUGGGCUGCAGGUCGGGCUGGGUGGAGUCAACAUCACGCUCAGAGGGACCCCUGUGCAGCAGCUGAAUGAGACCAUCAAUUACAAUGAGGAGUUCACCUGGCGCCUGGGCGAGAACUAUGCUGAGGAGUAUACAAAGGCUAUGGAGAAGGGGCUGCCAGACCCUGUGCUGUACCUAGCCGAGAAGUUCACUCCAAGAAGCCCAUGUGGCCUGUACCGCCAGUACCACCUGGCAGGGCACUAUGCCUCGGCCAUGCUGUGGGUGGCAUUCCUCUGCUGGCUGCUGGCCAAUGUGAUGCUCUCCAUGCCUGUGCUGGUAUACGGUGGCUACAUGCUAUUGGCCACGGGCAUCUUCCAGCUGUUGGCUCUGCUCUUCUUCUCCAUGGCCACAUCACUUACCCCGCCAUGUCCCCUGCACCUGGGCGCUUCUGUGCUGCAUACUCACCAUGGGCCUGCCUUCUGGAUCACAUUGACCACAGGAUUGCUGUGUGUGCUGCUGGGCCUGGCUAUGGUGGUGGCCCACAGGAUGCAGCCUCACAGGCUGAAGGCUUUCUUCAACCAGAGUGUGGAUGAAGACCCCAUGCUGGAGUGGAGUCCUGAGGAAGGUGGACUCCUGAGCCCCCGCUACCGGUCCGUGGCCGACAGUCCUGAGCCCCAGGACAUUCCCCUAUCAGAGGCUUCCUCCACCAAGGCAUACUGUAAGGAGGCACACCCCGAAGAUCCUGACUGUGCUCUGUAACAUUCCUCCCCGUGGAGGCCAGCUGGACUUCCAGUCUGGCUCCAAACCUCAUUGGAGCCCCAUAAAACCAGCAGAACUGCCCUCAGCUUGGCUGGUACCAGACCCCCAGCACCAAUCUGCAGAUGGAGUAGAAAAAGGAGGCUGUACAUACUGAUGUUAAAAAACAAAACGAAAAAGCCCUAAGGGGCUGAAGAGAUGCUGGACCUGUCCAUAAAGCUUGUUGCCAUGAUAAGGCCAAGCAGGGGCUAUCUCAUCUCUGCACAGCAACCCAGCCUUUCCGUGAUGCCUUGCCUCUUCAAGAUGCUAUUCACUGAAACCUAACUUCACCCCCCUAACACCGGCAGGGUGGGGGUUACAUAUGAUUCUCCUAUGAUUUCCUCUCAUCCCUCGGCACCUCUUGUUUUCCUUUUUCCUGGGUUCCUUUUGUUCUUCCUUUACUUCCCCAGCUUGUGUGGCCUCUUGGUACAAUGAAAGACAGCACUGGAAAGGAGAGGAAACCAAACUUCUCAUCCUAGGUCUAACAUUAACCAGCUAUGUCACAUUCUCUUUGAGCUUCAGUUCCCAAAUGUGCUAAAUAAGAUUGCAGGACUUGCCCAGAAUCUCGGGAUUUAUAUUUCUAUGCCUUGCUGACACCUGCCUUGGCCCUCAGACACCACCUCACAAGAAGUCAGGUAGGAAGUUAGUGAAUCAGCUGCAAAACGCUAUUCCUUCCCACCCCACUCAGCUGGGCUAGCUGAGUGGCAUCCAGGACGGGGAGUGGGUGACCUGCCUCAUCACUGCCACCUAAUGUCCACCUGGGGUGGCUCAGAAAGAUGCUGUCCCUGGUAGGGUACCUCCGGCCUCACUAGAGGGCACCCCUAUUACUCUGGAGUCUCUAGACGAAGAGAAUCCGGUUUCACAGCACAGCGGAGAGUGUACUACGCUGUCUCCAGCCCAGCGAAGCUCCUGAGGGCGUGCGACCCCGGAGCGGAGAAGUCAUGAAAAUUAAUGGGAAAAAAAAAGUGUUUAAAAAACAAAAGAAAAAACAAGUUUAUUUACAGCUUGCCCCAGGAGACUUUCCCUGGUGCCUGCGGAUGUCCGGACGUACGAGGCCUCGCGCCAGCAGCGCACAGUGCCCUUCCCGGAGCUCUCCUGCUUCCCGGCCUGCCAGGUCCCAAGGCGGGGAAGGAGUCCAGAUUGGGUCCCCCUCACAGGUUAGUGGUGAUGAAUUUUAAGUCCGGGAGCGCGGCCUGCUCGUGCAGUGGGUUGCCGAGGAUAAGAGGUGAGCCCCCUUUCGCCUGGCUGCAGUCCUUGGCGCUUUGGUCCAGAAGGGUGCGAAGAGCACUGGGCCGAACGUAGUGGAGACUCACCACCGCCCCUCCGAGGAAGAGGCACAGGAUGCCUGUGGCGGCGGGGACCGAUAGAAAGGGGGGCAUGUGGAGUCAGGGCUAUGUUGCCUAGGCUGGUCUCGAACUCCUGGCCUCAAGCGACCUUCCUGCCUUGACCUCCCGAAGUGCUGGCAUUACAGGCUUGAGCCACCAUGCCUGGCCCCUCUUCAAUCUUUGGAGCCUACCCUUGUGUUACCUCCCCCGGCCCCACACACACCUCUAAUCUGGAUUACAUGAAACAGCAAGACACCCACCCCUUCUAAGACCCCCUCUUUUCAUCUGUAAAAUGGUCAUAACAGUGCCUGUUUCUGUGAACUAUUGAGGGGCAAAUCAGAUAAUAGAUGUGAAUUCAUUCUGUAAACUGGAAA